AUGAAUAGCGGAGAGAAGCAAGAUAAUCUUCAAGCCUGGGGCCAACAACCAUCGUCAAGUUAUUCAAAUACCCAACAACAGCACGGACAAAUCACUGGUCAAAUUCCCCUCACAAUUACUAACCAAGUCGAAGCACACGACAACGAUUUUCACAUGCAAGAUGCGUCGAAUGACGAGCUUGAAAAGUCAAAAAAGAUAGCGGAGCAACCGACGGAGCAUCCACAGCAACAUCACCAGCAACAACCAGCAGUGCCACGUUUCCCGCCACAAAGUCGGCAGCCACAAGCCAUUCUGAGAUUCCCACAACCCCCAAUCACCUCGAUUAACAAGGCCAACAAUUCGAAUUCGCAGAAUUUCUUCCCACAGCAAGAGGUUCUACAAAGUCGCCCGAAGAAGCAUCGAGUCUCAAUGACGAAUGCAGAAGCAGCUAAUACUCCCGGAAUGCCUCCGGAAAAGCUACCAGCCAAGAAGCUGUCUGCGGAUAGUCAACGACCACUGUUCCGAGAUUCCAAUGUAUUCCAAAGAAGCGCAGGUCAAUUCACAAAUGAUAAUGGCCCAUCAAGCUCGUCUGCAAUAGUGGGAGCCCCAUUUGAUGCAAAUUCUUCAUCAAAACCAGUGCACAUUCAACAAUUUCGCAAUCCCAAUGACGCACCCGUCACAAAACUGACCAGUGAUCUCAUCAAAACCUACAAGGCUAUUAACGAAAAGUUUCAGUCUUUCUACCUUCGCAAAAACGUUCGACGCAGCACGGUCGGCCGCCAUACAAGCCUCGAUUCCAGUGGCAAACCAAAAACCGGUAAAGAAGCUUCCUCCUCUGACGCAAACCUGAUUGAAACGUUCUCAAUUCACAACGCGGUACCAAACACGAGUUCGAGUGGCAAUCAGCCACAUUAUGAUUCUCAUGUGAAUGCUCCCCCACUUCUUGACACCAACGCUCCACCAACGUCUACAAUGGUCGUUCCAAUGCGAACGGAAACCGAAUCGCAGCAGCAAAUGCGUCAGAAGAGUAGCCGUGGCGGACCGUACAACAACGGGUACGACGAUCAAAACUAUGACUACAUUCUCAAAAACGGGGAAAUCUUUGACAAACGUUAUGUCAUUUUGAGUGACACUCCAGUUGGAAAAGGAUCGUUCGGGCAAGUCACCAAAGCUUACGAUACUGUAACCAAAGAAGAAGUGGCUAUUAAGAUUAUUAAGAAUAAGAAGACGUUCUUCGACCAAGCACAGAUUGAAAUCCACCUUUUAGAGCUGACCAAUGCUCAUGAUAAAGAUAAUAAGUAUAAUAUUGUUACCCUCAAAGGCCACUUUGUACAUCGUGCUCACUUGUGCUUGGUAUUCGAGCUGCUCUCUUACAAUCUCUAUGAUCUUUUAAAAAAUACCAACUUCCGUGGAGUCUCCCUCAAUUUGGCUCGCAAAUUUGCUCAACAACUCGGUAAAACCCUCCUGUUCCUUUCCUCACCCGAACUCUCAAUCAUUCACUGCGACUUGAAACCUGAAAAUGUGCUGCUCGUUAACGCCAAGCGAUCUCAAAUUCGUGUCAUUGAUUUUGGAUCAUCCUGUCAAACAGGUCAUAGGAUUUAUCAAUACAUUCAGUCGCGAUUCUAUCGUUCGCCAGAAGUUCUGCUUGGUAUCGCGUAUGACACGAAAAUUGAUAUGUGGUCGCUUGGAUGCAUUCUCGUUGAAAUGCACACCGGAGAGCCACUCUUUGCUGGGUCAUCGGAGGUAGAUCAAAUGAUGAAGAUUGUUGAAGUUCUUGGAAUGCCACCAAAGGAAAUGUUGGAUAUCGGGCCUAAAACUCACAAGUAUUUCGACAAAACCGAGGAUGGAAUCUACUAUUGUAAGAAGACUCGAGACGGAUAUCGACACACCUACAAAGCUCCGGGAGCAAGAAAAUUGCACGAGAUUUUGGGUGUGACUUCUGGAGGACCAGGAGGACGACGUCUCGGAGAGCCAGGACAUUCUGUUGAGGACUACAGCAAGUUCAAGGAUCUGAUCAAGAGAAUGUUGAACUUUGACCCGAAACAACGCAUUCUCCGUACUACGUUGUUCCCUGUCUCUCACACCGCGUACAAUCAGAACCUUUACCAUCAGCAGCAAAUAGAUCAAGUCCCAGCUGUUGGAUCGGUGUACAUUGAGGAUAACGGGAUGUAUCGCCCGGUUCCCACUUCCUCCCAUCCCAUUUCCGUGACCUCCUCGUUCGACGAUGGGGAUGUGAUUGAGAUCGAUCCCAAUAGACGCCGCUACUCGCAACAGAACUACCACAAUCCCAAUUAUCAGUACUCUCAGCAGCCGCAGUCGUCUUCUCAACAACAACAACAGCAGUAUCAGCAGUCUCAAAGAGCACAAUUGGAGAAACAACAGCAGCUCCAGCAACAGCAGCAACAGCAGCAACAACAACGACAGCACCUCUCGCACCAACCAUCUCAAUCUGUCCAGCAACAUUCCAGCUCUUCAUCUCGUUCCCGUCCCAGACAACAGGAUCAGGCUGAAUGGAGAACACAGCUAGAGCUCGAAGAAGCUUUCAAGCAGCGCAAGGCUGAGGAAGCCACGGCUCCAAGAUCCCUGCAAUACAACCCACAACAGGUAGUAGGCGUACAAUUGAUAAAGCGAGUGUUGAUAUCAAAAUUAUUUCAGGGAAGUAUGAGUCAUGGGAAUGUGAAUGCCGGCAGCAGUCGAGACAUGGAGAAGCACGACUACCCAAACAACAAACUUUGA
Caenorhabditis briggsae is the source of this 2715-nucleotide messenger RNA. It is a transcript of the gene Cbr-mbk-1, whose product is annotated as Protein CBR-MBK-1. Gene Ontology annotation, molecular function: ATP binding; protein serine/threonine kinase activity; protein serine/threonine/tyrosine kinase activity. The coding region runs from base 1 to 2715 and encodes 904 amino acids. The record is from RefSeq and is a predicted model, not a curated record. Gene Ontology annotation, cellular component: nucleus. Gene Ontology annotation, biological process: positive regulation of DNA-templated transcription; protein autophosphorylation; peptidyl-threonine phosphorylation. The transcript has 9 exons. Lineage: Eukaryota; Metazoa; Nematoda; Chromadorea; Rhabditida; Rhabditidae.